AUGUCCAAGCCCAAUGAUGCGCCGGUUGAGGACCAUCCCUACGUCUCCUGUCACAAUCGUAUCCAGCGUCCAAAGGUCAUAUACAGCAAAGAGACUGGUCAGUAUCAUAUGUGGUGGCACGUCGACGACUCCAAGUACAGCCUUCUGCUUCAAGGUCUCGCUACCUCCGAUAGUAUCGCCGGUCCCUACACAUUCCAGAAAGCGAUCUCGCCCCUGGGCAACUGGUCGCAAGACUUUGGGGCGUUCACGGACUACAAGACGGGAGAGUCGUAUGCUCUUUACUCGAACGGCGACCGCCCCGAAGGACGUGAUGUGUAUGUUAGUAAGUUCAACAGGAACCUAACAGAUAUCGAAGAAGUCACCUUUCGGUUUGACAAGUAUGACUUUGAGGCACCGACGAUUCUGCAAACUGAGGAGAGUUACUUUGCACUGAUGAGUCACAAGACGGGGUAUCGUCCCAACAAUGUGGUGGCGAUGCGCGCCGACAAGCUCGAAGGACCCUGGUCUCAACCAUUCUUCGUGGCACCUGCGUACACCCGGACAUUCAGCACCCAGUCCGGUUUCUCGUGGAGAAUCAAGGGGUCCAAGGCGACUACAUAUUUGUACAUGGCUGAUCAAUGGGACAUGCUAUCGCUUUGGGAAAGCCGCAAUGUGUGGCUUCCGAUUGAAAUCGACGAGAUAUCAGGAAGUCUCAAGGUUGUAUGGCAUGAUGUCUACGAUCUUGAUGUGAAGACUGGUGUUUGGAAACCCGUUCGUGGAAAGACGUAUACCUCCAGAUACGCAAAAACUAGCGGAUCUGCGCAUCUGCAAGAAGCUACAUUUGGUAGCCACAAUGUUAUCGCCACUGGUAUAUACGGCAACGACAGCACCAUCACCUUCGAAGUCGAGGGACAAGGCCGAGAUCAAUGGGUGUCUUUCUAUCAUCAGAAUAUCGAUGACAUGGGCUUCGGUGACCAGCCAUUCGGUCAACCGGAUCGCAUCAAUGGGACAUGGCAACUCCGCCGAAUCAGCAGUGUCGUGGUAAAUGGGGAUGACAGCUCCGUGCACACUUUGUAUCAGAAGGAUACCCAUAAAGGCAUCAUUCUGUCAACCCCUCUCUUACUUCCUCUGCAGAAGGGCAGAAACACGAUUACGGUUGGUGGCCUUCACAACGGCUUUGAUUAUAAAGGCGCUGAUCUCGAUCGGAUCGUCGUCUAUCCUCCCGAGGAAAAGUGGCAGAAGCGAUCGUUCCUUGAUGCGCUAAAUGUUUGGCAAUAA
Molecule: messenger RNA, 1257 nt
Organism: Colletotrichum siamense
Lineage: Eukaryota; Fungi; Ascomycota; Sordariomycetes; Glomerellales; Glomerellaceae
Exons: 7
Coding region: 1-1257 (418 amino acids)
Source: RefSeq, a predicted model, not a curated record